AUGAUGUGGUCUCCCACUGCUGCCUCGGCUCCCACAGCCCGCCCCACCAGCCCUGAGCAGCCCGCCUCGUUCAGCGUGUCGCGACAGAAGAACCGGGGCCGCCGCAUUGCCCAGAUUGUCAAGCUCAAGCCUGAGUUCCUCGAGGAAUACAAGAAGGUGCACGCUCAUGUAUGGCCCGAGGUCCUCAAACAGAUCAAGCAGUGCAACAUUGAAGACUACAGCAUCUUCUACGAUGAGAGUUCCGGCAUUCUCUUUGCGUCCAUGAAGUACGUGGGAUACGAUUACGCUGGAGACAUGGAGCGCAUGAGGGAAAACCCCAAGGUCCGGGAGUGGUGGGACAUGACCGAUGGCUGGCAGGAGUCGCUGGUCGAAGGCGCAACCAAGAGUAACGUCGAGCCGGGAGAGCCGGGCUGGUGGAAGCCCGUCGAGGAGGUCUUUCAUCUGCCAUAG
This is a messenger RNA of Verticillium nonalfalfae, 450 nucleotides long. RefSeq lists its product as uncharacterized. Gene Ontology annotation, molecular function: racemase and epimerase activity, acting on carbohydrates and derivatives. The record is from RefSeq and is a predicted model, not a curated record. NCBI's taxonomy places the organism in Eukaryota, Fungi, Ascomycota, Sordariomycetes, Glomerellales, Plectosphaerellaceae. The transcript has 2 exons. Bases 1 to 450 code for a protein of 149 amino acids.